UCAUUUCAAAGGAAUCUGAGCUGCACUGUUGUUCGCCUCCUUUUAAAUUGAUGUUGAUUUUAUGAACGCUAUUCAAGGGAACGCACGGAAUUUUGGCUGCGACUGACAUAAAGAGCAAUAAAGCAUUUGGGACAAAAUGAUGAGCGGGGUUUCGCCUUCAGCAUCACCCGCUCCAGUUUCUUGUUCCUUGUCCAAGCUCCAAUUUCCUCUCCACCACUUGUCCUGGAAUACAGUUGCGCCUUCUACUUCAUCAUGUCCCAAGCUCAAAGGCUUAAGAUUUGCCAGCAGAAGGGGUUAUCAGAACAUUGGAGUUCGAUUCAAUAGAAGCAUCGGGCCGGGUGGCCCCGGCUCUGGCAAUGGUGACAGCAGGAGCAUUCUGGAUGCAUUUUUCUUGGGAAAAGCAUUAGCUGAAGCUGUAAAUGAGCGUAUUGAGUCCACAGUUGGUGAGUUUUUGGGUGCUGUCGGUAGACUGCAAGCUGAACAAAGAAAACAAGUUCAGGACUUCCAGGAUGAAGUGCUGGAAAGAGCCAAAAAAGCAAAAGAAAAGGCAGCACGAGAAGCCAUGGAGUCGCACCGGCUGAUUUCCAAGUCUUCCGCCAACACAGAAGUCGCAGACUACGCUGCUUCCAGACCUUCAUACUUCGCAACGGAAACAGUUGAUUCUGUCCAGCCUACCACUCCGUAUGAAACAACUAAUGAUCCUGAGAAAGAGGAGCCACCUGCUUUAAGUUCUUCAACUAAUGACUGACUUUUCAUUGAUGAAUGUAUGAGAUACUGAAUCCCUGCUAUGCAGAGGCUAUGCCUCUGCAGUCUUAUUAAAUUAUCAAGUUGACAAGUUCUACGUGUUAUUUCUUUAGUUAAUUAGUUAAUCCUUGUGGUUCCAAGAAUUUUAAAUUAUGUUCAUAUAGUUUAAAAGUUUAUGUUCA
This is a messenger RNA of Prosopis cineraria, 926 nucleotides long. RefSeq lists its product as uncharacterized. Gene Ontology annotation, cellular component: chloroplast thylakoid membrane. The coding region runs from base 137 to 748 and encodes 203 amino acids. Gene Ontology annotation, biological process: thylakoid membrane organization. NCBI's taxonomy places the organism in Eukaryota, Viridiplantae, Streptophyta, Magnoliopsida, Fabales, Fabaceae. The transcript is spliced from 3 exons. The record is from RefSeq and is a predicted model, not a curated record.